Cladophialophora carrionii CBS 160.54 is the source of this 1728-nucleotide messenger RNA. RefSeq lists its product as uncharacterized. The record is from RefSeq and is a predicted model, not a curated record. Gene Ontology annotation, biological process: transmembrane transport. Lineage: Eukaryota; Fungi; Ascomycota; Eurotiomycetes; Chaetothyriales; Herpotrichiellaceae. Gene Ontology annotation, molecular function: transmembrane transporter activity. The transcript is spliced from 4 exons. Bases 1 to 1728 code for a protein of 575 amino acids.
AUGGCAGAUCCGCAAGCACAAGCACAAACACAAACACAAGUACCUUCACAAGACCACGCAAGGAGGUCCAUGUCGUGCACGCACACCUCAUCCGAAAACCUGGUCCUCGAAACGACGAACUCCGAGUACGGUGACCUAGCGUCGCCGGACGAUGACGCGGAGCAGGAAAAAGCUGAGGGACGCCUCCGUUCGUCCUUCGCGACGGGUCGGUCGAACGAUCUGAAUCCCAGUCUCAACCUCCAGAAGACGGUGACCCGGCGGGAGACGAUCCUGUCACGGAUCCGCUCGCGUCCGCCGCUCGGCAACUUCAGCCACCCGCUCGAGCACCAGAAGACGACUGUUGAAGACUUGGUCGACUUUGACGGGCCGGACGAUCCUUACAGACCGCUGAACUGGGCGAUGAGCAAGAAAGUCCUCACCACGGCAUUGUAUGGGUUCACGACCAUGAGCGCGACGUGGGGGAGCAGCGCGUACAGUCCGGGGACGGAGCAGGUGGCGCGGCAGUUCCACGUGGGCACGCAAACGUCUACGCUGGGCACGACGUUGUUCUUGUUUGGGUUCGGCCUUGGGCCCUUGCUGUGGGCGCCGCUGUCCGAGGUGUAUGGGAGGAAGAAUGCGGUGCUGCCGCCUAUGUUUGUGGCGGCCAUGUUCUCGUUCGGGUCGGGUGCGGCCAAGGACAUUCAGACCAUCAUGAUCACGCGGUUUUUUGCCGGCUUCUUUGCUUCGGCGCCCGUCACGAAUACUGGGGGAGUGCUGGCGGAUCUGUUCCCUGCAUCACAGAGAGGCAUUGCCAUAGCCACAUAUGCCAUGGCUGUCGUACUCGGUCCCGUGUUUGGCCCCAUCAUUGGUGCGGCCCUCGUGGUCCAGCGGAACCUCCGGUGGCGGUGGACCGAAUACCUCACGGGCAUCCUCCAACUGUUCAUCCUAUCUCUCGACGUCAUCUUCCUGGAUGAGAGCUACCCGCCACGGCUCCUCGUCUACAAGGCCCGACGGCUUCGCCAUCAGAGCGGGAACUGGGCCCUUCACGCAAAAUUUGAGGAGUGGGAUGUGUCCAUCCAGGAGCUCGCGAACAAGUUCUUGAUCCGACCAUUCCAGUUGCUGACGACCCCGAUCUGCGCGCUCGUGGCCCUGUACGCGAGCUUCUGUUACGGUAUCCUGUACAUGCAGCUGGGCGCCAUUCCCAUCAUCUUUGCCGAGAAUCGACACUGGAAGCAGGUCCCUUCAGAACUUCCCUUCCUGGCCAUCCUGCUCGGAGCAGUCACUGGCGCCGCCAUCAAUAUCUUCAACCAAAUAUUGUACAAUCGCAAAGCGGGCGGUAAAGUGGCCCCCGAGCUGAGGCUGCCUCCCAUGAUGUUCGGCUCCUUCCUCUUCGCUGCCGGCCUCUUCGUGACGGGAUGGACGGCAGAUCCCAGCAUCCACUGGAUCGCGCCCGUCAUAGGACUCUACCUGGCCGGGUUGGGCUUUUUCACCAUCUUCCAGGCGGCCUUGAAUUACCUUGUCGACACCUUCCAGAAAUAUGCCGCCAGUGCGGUUGCUGCCAAUACCUUCCUCAGGUCGUGUUUUGCUGGAGCUUUUCCACUCGUAGUUGCGCCGCUGUACCACAACGUAGGGGUAGCCUGGGGGACGAGCAUAUUUGGGUUCUUCUCCGUGGCACUGAUCCCCGUGCCCUUCGUUUUCUACAUGUAUGGGAAGCGGAUAAGAGCCCGCAGUAAAUGGAGUAAAUUCUAG